Equus caballus (horse) is the source of this 3196-nucleotide messenger RNA. It is a transcript of the gene TP53I11, whose product is annotated as tumor protein p53 inducible protein 11. The record is from RefSeq and is a predicted model, not a curated record. NCBI's taxonomy places the organism in Eukaryota, Metazoa, Chordata, Mammalia, Perissodactyla, Equidae.
GACUCAGGCAAAGCGCGGCCGCGCAGGGCUCCGCGCGCAGUCCAGCCCGGCCCUGCCCUGCCCGCGCGGGCGGCGCGAUGUGAGGCGCCGAGGCCCCCGCGUCCCCGCGCCCGCCAGCUCCGCGCAGCGCCGGCGCCAGCAUGCGCUAGCAACGUCUCUGCUGACCGAAGGCGAGGACCGGCCCGCUCCUCAUCUCUGCGUCUCCGUCGCCCGGCCCAGUGCCUGCACACACCCUCCCGCAGACACAGGUCUCCCAGACAAGAUGGCGGCCAAGCAGCCUCCCCCUCUCAUGAAGAAGCACAGCCAGACGGAUCUCGUGAGCCGUCUGAAGACCCGCAAGAUCCUCGGCGUGGGUGGGGAGGACGACGACGGGGAGGUCCACCGCUCCAAGAUCAGCCAGGUCUUGGGCAAUGAAAUCAAGUUUACUGUUCGCGAGCCUUUGGGGCUGAGGCUCUGGCAGUUCGUGUCUGCUGUGCUCUUCUCCGGCAUUGCCAUCAUGGCCCUCGCCUUCCCCGACCAGCUCUAUGAUGCCGUCUUCGACGGGGCCCAGGUGACCAGCAAGACCCCCAUCCGCCUCUACGGCGGCGCGCUCCUCAGCAUCUCCCUGAUCAUGUGGAACGCGCUCUACACGGCGGAGAAGGUCAUCAUCCGGUGGACUCUGCUCACCGAAGCCUGCUACUUCGCGGUGCAGUUCUUGGUGGUCACUGCCACGCUGGCCGAGACGGGUCUUGUGUCCGUGGGGAUCUUGCUGCUCCUGGCCAGCCGCCUCCUCUUCGUUGCCAUCAGCAUUUACUACUAUUACCAAGUCGGCCGAAAACCCAAGAAAGUCUAGCCACCGGCCAGCUGGGGCCCUGCUGGGCAGGGAGGCCCUGGCGCCUUCGUCUCCCUUCGGUUCCUGGCCGGCAGGAAGGACCCUGGGCUGCCCAGCCCUGCCCCCGGCAGGCGGGGGGGCCGCCCUCCUCUCUGGAUGCUGGGAUCUUCUGGGCUUGUAGGUUUUGGGGGGAUGGGGCCUCUGCACCCCGUCCUUCACCACACAGUGACGCCCCCUUUUCCUGAGUCUCUUGGCCCCCUGGACAGACACCGACUGAAGAGUUUGAGCCACGGGGCAUUGGGCUAGGGCGAGGCUCCCCGCCUCGGCCAGGAGGCCCUCCUUUCUUGGCAGGGAGGCUGUGGCCUGCCUCCCUGUCCUGCCCCCACAGUUCCCCCCCACCGAGUCUAGUGCCGGAGCUAGAAGCCCGGAACUGGGCUUCUGUCUGUGCUGGAAAAGCCAGGAACUUGACCCUGUCCCCCUGCACCUCACAUGUGGGGGCCCCGCCACCUGCUGAGCACACACCCCGGCCCCUCCCACAGCCCAGCUGGGGCUGGCGGGUGGCGGGGCUGCCUCUGACUGCGCACUCCCCUUACAGCCUUUCUGCGAGCUGGGCCACAUGCAGCCAGAGCCCUGUCCCCAGGCAGCCUGGCUACCACGGGCCUCCUGGGGCUUUGCUCUAGGCUCCCCUGGAGGCCCCUAGGUGCCCCCACCCCACAACGGCCUGGGUCUGGAGGCUGCCCGGGCUUCACCCACAGGCUGGCCCUGAGAGAGGGACACACAGAUAACCCCAGAUGGAGGCCACCUGAAAGGGAUGGGGUUUGGGGUGAGGAAGAAAGAAAAGCAGUGGCAUCUCCUUGUCUCUUGGUGUGUCCUCUGGGUCUGAUGUCCGCCUGGCUCAGCCCCUCCCCACCCAUGCCCCCUCCCCAGGCUACUGCCCCCUGGACCUCCGGCCUGGGCUGCCCCCCAGGCCUGGCGGACUAGGAUUGAGUGCUCUUCAAACUCUGCGGGGAAAAUACACGGAAACAUUUCAGUAGGUCCCCCCCCACGGCCCCAGUGCUCUGGACAAGGUGGCCGGCCCGCAGAGCUGAAGCCCAUGCCUGUCUACAGCACCGUGUGCUCCCCAUUAGUCCCCGCCCCCAGCGCUCUCCUUCCCUCUGGGACAAGAAUGUGCCCACCAGGGAUGGCAGCCCCCGGGUUCUGGGGACAGGGGUGGAGAGCCGCAGCCCAGGCCCGGACUCACUGCCCCUCUUGGGAUAGAGUGUGUGUAGGGGGCAAUGGAUGGUCCUUAGGGGGUGAUGGACGGUCCCCAGGGGUGAUGGACGGUCCUUAGGGGUGGUGGACAGCCCUGCCCUUAGGGGGCGAUGGACACUCCCCAGGGGCAAUGGACGGUCUUAGGGGGAGAUGGACGGUCCUCAGGGGUGAUGGAUGGUCCUUAGGGGCGGCCCCGGUCUGGCUGCUGCCAGGUGGGCAUCUGCCUGGGGACCUUCCUUGGCCCACACGGGGCCCCACACUGCCCUCCCCUGUGCCCAGCAGAGCGGUGGCACCACUGCAGCGCCACACCUGAGGGGAGGCCCCGCGGGAGGGAGCCUGGUCACAGACACAGGGCCGCUCUUCCCUGGCUUCCGUCUCUUGCCUCUGAAGUUUGUGUGUCUCCCCAGAACCCUGCCCCCCGCUGAGCCCUGGGCGGCCGGGAUCCCAUGGUCGCCUUUGGGAGGUGGUGUUGGUGGCCACUGGGCAGUGGCUGCGGGCCAAGGCCACGUCUUCCGUCUGACCGUGCCUUUUAAGGCCUGGCUAGUCCACAGUGGGUGAUGGACGGUUUGUCCUCAUGACCCCUGGGCGCGGGAUAGAUUCCCCUGGGAGGCAGGCAGGGGAGCGGGGGCACAGGCUUGGGAUUCGGGCUCUGGGUUGGCAUCUCUGAGGCUGAGCCGGCCAAGCUCCCUCCCUCAGCUGGGGGCAGGGGGGCGGGGUGGCAGUAAGGACCCGCUGGCAUGGGAAUGUCCGGGCUGUGGCACAGCAGUGCUGUGAAUCCCAUGCUGCUUGCUUAGACAUGGGAGGGAGGGGGCCUGGCACACAGACACACGGCCCUGGGGUGGGGGUGGGGGCACAUUAAGGCCAAGAGUCGUGGUUGGGGUGGGGGCAGUUACAAGGGGACAAGGACAAAGAACCCACCAAUCUAGUGAGGAGGCCUGUGUGGGCCCAGCUCCCCAUCCAAAAGGUUUGGGGGGAUCCAGAAAACUUGCCACAGGGACCCAGGGCCGUCUUGCCAAGCUCCUGCCCCCCCAGCCCCUCCCCUCAAAUCAAGACCACCUUUCUUCACGGUCACUAUUUAUUCUUCGUUCCUUUGUCUUUUUGUAAGAAACAGUCACAAAAACCAGUGCAAACCCA